This is a messenger RNA of Lasiodiplodia theobromae, 666 nucleotides long. Its product is annotated as 60s ribosomal protein l10. Lineage: Eukaryota; Fungi; Ascomycota; Dothideomycetes; Botryosphaeriales; Botryosphaeriaceae. Gene Ontology annotation, biological process: ribosomal large subunit assembly; translation. Gene Ontology annotation, molecular function: structural constituent of ribosome. The record is from RefSeq and is a predicted model, not a curated record. Gene Ontology annotation, cellular component: cytosolic large ribosomal subunit; ribosome. The transcript has 4 exons. Bases 1 to 666 code for a protein of 221 amino acids.
AUGGCCCGUCGUCCCGCGAGAUGCUACCGCUACUGCAAGAACAAGCCGUACCCUAAGUCGCGCUUCAACCGUGGUGUCCCUGACCCUAAGAUUCGUAUCUUCGACCUUGGCCGUAAGCGCGCGAACGUGGACGAGUUUCCUACUUGCAUCCAUCUCGUCUCCAACGAGUAUGAGCAGCUGAGCUCUGAGGCCCUCGAGGCCGCCCGUAUUUGCGCCAACAAGUACAUGGUCAAGACCGGUGGCAAGGAAUCCUUCCACCUUCGUGUCCGCGCUCACCCCUACCACGUCAUCCGUAUCAACAAGAUGUUGUCGUGCGCUGGUGCCGAUCGUCUCCAGACCGGUAUGCGUGGUGCCUUCGGCAAGCCCAACGGUACCGUUGCCCGUGUCAACAUUGGCCAGAUCCUCCUGUCCAUCCGCACCAAGGACAACAACCGCGCCACCGCCAUCGAGGCUCUCCGCCGCUCCCAGUACAAGUUCCCUGGUCGCCAGAAGAUCAUCGUCUCCAAGAACUGGGGCUUCACUCCCCUCCGCCGCGACGAGUACAUUGCCAAGCGCCAGGCCGGUGAGGUCAAGGUCGACGGUGCCUACGUCCAGUUCCUCAGCAAGCACGGCAAGAUCGCCGAUAACAUGCGCCGCUUCCCCACCGCCUUCCAGCAGGAGGCUUAA